Messenger RNA from Phytophthora nicotianae INRA-310, 458 nucleotides. RefSeq lists its product as hypothetical. The coding region runs from base 1 to 276 and encodes 91 amino acids. NCBI's taxonomy places the organism in Eukaryota, Oomycota, Peronosporomycetes, Peronosporales, Peronosporaceae. The record is from RefSeq and is a predicted model, not a curated record. The transcript has 3 exons.
AUGGUGAUACUGGAAGAAGUGAAGGUUUUACUCCAGCCGCUAGUGAUAGAGGUGGGUCACCGUGAAUACGAAAUGGUGAUCUACCACAUUGUGGUGGCCUGCAAUGUCCCUAAGAGGAGGCGUUUCCUCCGGCUCACCAUCAUCAAAUGGGGUAUCUUCGCCAAGAAGUUGGAAAUCUCCGUCUCGGGUUGCAGCAGACGAAUCCUCAUUUUUGAAGACGUUUCGUUCCAGUUGAUGCCCAAAAUCGUUGCUCUUGGUAUCCUCAUCACCGAAUGAGUCCCUAUCCAAGGUACCAGUGCUGGGACUCUGACAUGUAGUGAUAGCUGGCUUCAGGUGCCGUUCUGUCGCUCAUGAUGACGAAGGGGUGGAGGGGGCUGGUAGGCGAAGAAGUAGGGAGUGCGGGAGUUGAUAAUCGCAAAGGAAGCUGCAAAAAGAAAAAAAAAACUAAAUAAAGACAA